AUGGCAGGCGGAACGGGAAGAAAAGAGACGAAGAAGUCCUCCUUCUACGUCUGGUUCCUGGGAUCCCUGGAGAGCGGAGGCCUCCGAGGCGAGGAAUCCGUCGCGCUCGCCGUCCGGGCCCUGGUCGACAAGGAGAAGGAGGAGGAGCCGUUGAAGGUCACGCUUCAGGUCUCGCACAAGGGGAUCAAGAUCGUCCAGAAUUUCCCCAAGAAGGUGAAGCACUUCAUCCCCGUGCACGCCGUGACGGACGUGAUCCAGGAGCGGAAACCGGACGAAGACCUGGUCUCGUGCGUGCUCUUGUUGUACAACCCGGCCACGCGAUGCCCCGUGCACGUCCACACGUACCGGUGCGAUUCCGGCGAGACGGCGGCGUAUCUCCGUCAAGAGAUCGCCUCCCUCGUCCAUCGCCCCGAACAGCAACGAAGGCUCGUGGAACUGGAAGCGAGGCUCCGGAACAAAGGAGUCCUACCUCCGCGCAAGAUGCUCCACUCGGACGGUCGUAGCAGCAGCACGAGCAGCGGGAGCAGCAAUCCGGAUUCGGCGACGCUGAACCGCGACAGGAUCGCGUCGCUCUACGACAGCCUCGCCGCGGAACUCCGCGAGAAACUCAACUCCGUCGCCCCCCUGUUGCUCCCCCCGCGCGACUACGACACCGUCCACCGCAGCUACGGACGGCUGGAGAACAUCGAGGAACGGCGGAGCAAGACGUCUCAGGUCGUCGGUACGAACGGAGCCUACGUGCCCGGAAAAGGGAGCAACAGCGACGGGAAAUCGAGCGGGAUCGGCAGCGAAGAGCCGUCGGACCAUCAGCGACCGGGCUUCCCCAGCUGCUCCUCGGGUGAGUAG
Messenger RNA from Darwinula stevensoni, 846 nucleotides. NCBI's taxonomy places the organism in Eukaryota, Metazoa, Arthropoda, Ostracoda, Podocopida, Darwinulidae. The record is from the annotation of a GenBank genome assembly.